AUUCAUACAUUCCUCACCAACUUUGCUAGCUUCACUUAGAAUUAUUAUGUUCUGUUUUGAAUUUCUCCAGAACUUUUUCCACCAGGUUUCAAUCUCUAUUGGUGGAAUCUCUGGCUCUACUUAGUCUUAACCUAGCUCUCUUCCUGAUUAUUUCAGCUACUUGGUUUUAUGAAAUUUGAGAGAUAGAUCAAUGGGGAAACAAGGAUCACCGAGAAGUCCUCGGCCCGAACCGGCAGAUAAACAAGAGAAAACCGGGAGAAGAAGUUUGGAUUCUUUAACAGGAAAUGAUCUCUUUAUUGGUAGAAGAAUAUUUGGAAGUGAAGUAACCAAGGCUCAUCAUGGAUCUAAACAUGAUCAAAGCUAUGGCAGUAGCAACAAGUUUGGUUACUCUUGGAAGAAGCAACACUCAUGGCUUCGUAGGAACUUCAAGUCGAUUCUUCUGAUGAUCUCCGUCACCAGUUUCAUAUUCUUUAUGGAUUCCAUUAUGGUUUCGAUCUUUCAUUCGGAUAGAAGCACAGUGGUGCAGGACAUUUCAAGGUUGAGCAAUGUCACUCUACAUAAGAAUGGUUCAUCUCAAGAUGCUUCACCGGUGCAAAUGUAUAGCCGUUUACUAAACUUAGCUUCAAAUUCUCUUGCAAAGAACGUAUUCAAACCUGAUGCACCAAACUUCCGGGAGGUAAGAACUUCAAAGUCAUCACAGUGGAAGCCUUGUGCUGAUAAUAACAAUAAAACUGUGGCAUUAGAGAGGUCUAGAGAAAUGAACAAUGGUUACAUUACGGUUAGUGCAAAUGGUGGCCUUAAUCAACAGCGUGUUGCUAUCUGUAACGCUGUUGCGGUUGCUGCUCUUCUUAACGCGACUCUAGUUCUUCCUCGGUUUCUUUACAGCAAUGUCUGGAAAGAUCCUAGCCAGUUUGGUGACAUAUACCAGGAGGAACGUUUCAUUGAGUAUCUGAAAGAUGAGGUGCAUGUAGUCAGGGAUCUUCCUCAACAUCUAAAAUCUAUUGAUAACAAAAAUCUCAGCUUGGUUACUGAUGCUGAGCUCGUAAAAGAGGCAAAGCCAGUGGACUACAUCGAACACGUUCUUCCUUUGUUAAAGAAGUAUGGAAUGGUUCAUCUCUUUGGAUACGGGAACCGCCUCGGUUUUGAUCCGUUGCCUUUUGAUGUUCAGAGAUUACGAUGUAAGUGCAACUUUCACGCGCUAAAAUUCGCUCCCAAGAUUCAAGAAGCAGGAUCUCUGUUGGUGAAACGGAUAAGAAGAUUUGAAACAAAGCGUAGCAGGCUUGAUGAAGCAUUACUUGGUGAAUCCAUGGCUAAAGAUUCCUCUACAGGAGAUCAAGAACCAUUGAAGUAUCUAGCUUUACAUCUAAGGUUUGAAGAGGACAUGGUUGCUUACUCUCUGUGUGAUUUUGGAGGAGGAGAAAGGGAGCGUAAAGAGCUUCAAGCGUACCGAGAAGAUCAUUUCCCUCUUCUCCUCAAACGUUUGGAGAAAUCAAAGUCUGUUUCUCCAGAAGAGUUGAGGAAAAGAGGAAAGUGUCCACUAACACCAGAGGAAGCAACUCUGGUACUUUCUGGUCUUGGAUUCAAAAGAGGGGCAUAUAUAUACUUAGCUGGUUCACAAAUCUAUGAAGGUUCUUCUCGUAUGCUUCCUUUAACUACUCUUUACCCGAAUCUCGUCACUAAAGAAACUCUCCUUACACCACAAGAACUUGCACCAUUCAAGAACUUCCCUUCUCAGCUAGCUGCACUAGAUUUCAUAGCAUGUGCAGCUUCAGAUGUGUUUGCAAUGACUGAUUCUGGGAGUCAAUUAUCGUCCUUGGUGUCUGGAUUUAGAAUAUACUAUGGCAACGGUCAUGCACCAACAUUGAGGCCUAACAAGAAGAGGCUUGCAGCGAUCUUAUCAGACAGUGAAACAAUAAAGUGGAAGAGUUUUGAAAAUCGUGUGAGGAAGAUGGUAGAGGAAGGUUACAAAGUUAGUGUUAGGCCUUAUGGACGCAGUAUCUAUAGACAACCGAAAUGCCCCGAGUGUAUGUGUAAGUUUUGAUACUUGCGCUAGUCCAAAAUAGAAUGAAGACACUAUAUCAUAACGAUACUAAGUUUGUAACAUGUGAAUAACUAAGUAUGCCAGAAUACCCCAGUAGUAAUCCCACUUUAAACAUUUG
This is a messenger RNA of Brassica oleracea var. oleracea, 2159 nucleotides long. RefSeq lists its product as uncharacterized. The transcript is spliced from 9 exons. The record is from RefSeq and is a predicted model, not a curated record. NCBI's taxonomy places the organism in Eukaryota, Viridiplantae, Streptophyta, Magnoliopsida, Brassicales, Brassicaceae. Bases 191 to 2041 code for a protein of 616 amino acids.